AUGCCUGUCUUCGAAUUUAAUUUUAUUGCCUUCCCCGAGAAGUACCUCAAUAAGCCCGGCUUUAUUGUGCGGUGGGUUGUGAUGCCGUAUCAGAGCACAGCGAUUGCGCGACCCUCCCCCCAGAAAAGGACCUGGUUUUUCGCUCUUCACCACAACUACACUUUUGUGCUUUACCUUCAUGCAAAGUUGUUCUACAUAAGUGCAUAUCCAGAGCUUUUUAAAUGCUUUCUCGCCUCCUUGAGUGCCAGUAAAGUUGCAGCUUUGUUGAGCCUUUGGUUUUCCAUGGCCCGAGGUUGCCUAAAUCUUCAUGUCGGAGAGACUGCCAUCGUUAUCGGUGUUGCUGAUAAGCAAACUGGUCUUCGGGAGCGCGAUGACCUUGUGUCUUCAAGCCUAUCAGGUAUCAGGCCAUCUUAA
Molecule: messenger RNA, 414 nt
Organism: Dibothriocephalus latus
Lineage: Eukaryota; Metazoa; Platyhelminthes; Cestoda; Diphyllobothriidea; Diphyllobothriidae
Source: the annotation of a GenBank genome assembly